Messenger RNA from Paramuricea clavata, 2764 nucleotides. The record is from the annotation of a GenBank genome assembly. NCBI's taxonomy places the organism in Eukaryota, Metazoa, Cnidaria, Anthozoa, Malacalcyonacea, Plexauridae.
AUGCCUUAGAGCGAAACAUCGGUACAACAAAUGCAGCGAAGUGCGGGCAAAGGUACUGCUUCAUGCAAAUAUACAUUCCACGCUGCUUACAGUAAAAGGGAGGCCAUUCAGGGUUGAAGGUAUGACAUUUCCUGCUUGAGAGGGGAGUGGUGGGGAGGGGUGGAAAACAAGUCAGGGAGUCGGCAAAAUUGAAUCCCAGUCGGCAAAUUGUUUUCGUAGUCAGCAAAACAUGAAUUGGAUAGAAAGGAAAAGAACUAAAAUAUAUGAGUUACACCGAUUGAAAACUAAUAAUUAUAGCAAACAUUCUGAGAAAUUUACGAAAAUAUUAAGGAAAAAUUAAUUGAAUAACGGUACGUUUAACCAAAAUAUUAAUUAGUGGUUGAGAGGACUCGGCAAAAUUACACUUUCACCCCCGACCCCUACUAAAAUAGGGCUACGACGCCCUUGUCAAUUUGCGCUAGGUGGGAUUUCAGUCAAAUAGGAUAAACAUUUUCCAUAUGAACACUUCAUCCCACCUGACCGACAAUGCAAACAAAAUUGCAUUAAUUGUUUUUGUUUGUGGAAACACCACGUAAAUUUAUUACUGCACAAAAAUUGUAUUAUCUCUACGACGUUUACAGUUAAAGCUUCUAGUAUUUCUGUUUCAGUUCAUGCUCGCAAUUUUAGAUUUCAAAAAUUUGAAGUGUAACAAUAACAGUUUAGUGUUUAUAUAGAAUGCAUUGUGUACCUCAUUAACAAAUCGAUCUGAAUCAAUCUGGGACACAUCUAUAUAAUUUAAUGAUGUUCAACAUGUAUUAGUACAGAAUAUUAAAUAUUUUCCACAUUUUCUUUAUCAAUAAAAUGGCAGCCGUGUCAUGGCUGAAAUUUCAAAAAUCGCCAAUUCUUAAAGCCUGUCUACACGAUAGAUUAAUCAUGUAUAUUCAUGCCAUUUUCAUUCUAGAGUGACACCACAAUUCUAUCCCAUAAGUCGUAACCUACGGACUGACAUGAAGAACGAACGCAGGCUCACCGGGAGUGAUAUCACAUCAUUGAACAAGGAUCAACCGUUGGGAGAUAUGGACAUGGUCGGAGCGAUUACGAAAUCUAGGUGUGUCUUUUAAAAUAUACUAUAGUAAUGUAGUUUUUUACGUUUCUCUCCUAGCCAUGUCGAAGGCCAAUGUCUCCAAUGUGAGCAUAUGUGCAGAGCAAAGUUCAAGGCCUAUAGAUCCGCCAGUGAGCGAUCUUGACUUAGAUAGCACUAUUGAUGAAAGUUUUGAUCAAAGUGCAGUGAACCGCGCGAUUUUAAUGAGUUUGAAUCGCUUAAAGGGAAAUGGCAAUAUAUUUUUUUAUUUUCUCAUAUGAAAGAACUUUUGAAACUAUUUAAUAACUUCUCUUACCGAUUCUUCAUAUCUUGCUUAGUUCUUGAAAUAUUUUCACUUGAAGUAAUGAGAUGUCAGCCAUCUUGGAUAAAAUUUUGAUCUCAUUAACGGUAGUUUUGGUGACGUCACAACAGGGAUUAACCAUAUAAAAGUAUUCGUUACUGACCAAAUAUUGAUUGGUAGAUGUUUUAAACGUUUCAAGUGAUCUUGAUAUUUCCAGGAGCAUACAGAGUAUAAUUUUGGGUGCAAAAUGAUUAGUGGUUGUCUAGAUAAAAAUAUUGCGUGACCCCUGUUGUGACGUAACAUGCAUAUCCACAAAAAUCCAAGAUGGCGGACAUUUCAUUUCUUUCGAUUAAAAUAUUUGUAGAAGUAAGCAAGAUAUGAAAAAACGGUAAAAGAUUUUUAUAUAUGGUUUUAAAUGUUCUUUCAAACGAGAAAAUAAAAAAAUAUAUUGCCAUUUCCCUUUAAACGAAAAUUUUACAAGCUUUACUGAGCAGUAUCAGGAAGAUGAUGUUGAAAUAGAUUCUCAGCCAAUUGACGACCAUGUUGAGAAUCUUGCAAAUGUCGAUAUUCAGGCGGACAUUGAUAGUUUAAUUCAGUCAGGCGGACAAGUUGACCGUGUUAGUGCCGACAUCACUAAUGACAAUGCAAAUGAAGCUGAAGUUUUGCAAUAUGAGAACAAUUAGAUCUUAACGUUGAUGUUAAAGGGCCAGCAAUUAGCCAGAAAAUUGGCGGUUUGGUUAAUAAAUUGCGACUUCAAAGAGUAAGCCAAGAUCAAGCUAAAGCGAUAGCCAAAUGUCAUAAUACACCCGAAAAUGUUCAAUUACGCCUGCCUAAAUGUGAACCAAGUAUUUGGAAUGAAAUUCCCGGCAAGGCACGCGUUACAGACAUUAAAUUCCAGUCAACACAAGCUGCAUUGUUAGGUUCUAUUAAUUGCCAGCUUGAAGCAACUAAUUCCUUGCUGUCGGCUAAUGUGUCCAAAGAUGUUCUAAACAGUUGUUUAGAUGGCAUCACACUGGCAAUGACUGCUAAUUAUGAGCUCAAUCAACGACGACGGGAUGCCAUCAGACCUCAAUUUAAAGCGGAAUUUGCCAAGGGGCUUUGUAGUACUAUAAGUCCAGCUGACGAAUUUCUUUUUGGAGGCGACACUGCUAAACGCGUUAAAGAGAUGGCCGAGUUCAACAAACACAAAGUGUGUAAAGGCUCGACCAGCUUUCGUGGACGAGGUGCGAGAUUUCACCCGUAUGCUAUGAGAGUUUUUCGAGGCGGUUCAAUGCGUGGUACGGUGGUAGAAGCCAGCGUGGCCACGGUUCUCAGCUUGAUUCUGGUUUUCAUCAGCGCCAGAAUUUUCAGAAUGUGCCCCAGUACGAGCGAAAGGCAAGCAACCAAAAGCCCACUCGCAACUG